GGCGUUGAAGGCGUUUUGCGGGAGCGGGUUGUUGGACAGCUGAAAAACGACACAUUUCAUCUUUAAUACAUAAAAACAACCGAUAUCAGGCCCCAGGAAUCCGGUUUAAUGGACUGUGGACAUGGCCUCCCUGCAGCUGUUCCUGGACCAGUUCAAACCCAGCGGGGAAGCCGAGCUCGUGUGGUUAAAGGAGGUUUUCAUCUUCAUCAAUCAAUACAUCGAUCCUGUGCUCUCUGGCUCCGCCCCUCCUGUCGCUGACGACUUCUUGACAGGUGGAGGUGUGUGUUCUGAUCCGCUGAGUGUGUGUGUGGUGAAGAAGAUACAGGAGAACAUGUCUGUGACACACACUUUACCUGUCAGCUACAGGCUGGUGUCUGUCCUGGAGCUGGUCUCCCAGCAGCACCUGGCUUGUGUCAGUAACCUGUCCUGGAGCACCAAUCAGCAGCGAGCGUGGGCGAAGGAGGCGGAGCUUUCUUUGCCGGGUCAUCGGGCGCUGCCUCGGGUCCACCUGCUGCUGAUUGGCUGUCUGAGAGAGGGGCGGGGCGGCGGGUGGAGGCUGACGGACGCCAGCGGCAGCGUCAGGUGUGAGUGCCUGUCUCCCUCUCCUCUGUGGCUGAACCGUCCCGUCUUCCUCCCUCACUGGAACUUCAUCCAUCACACUGCCCCGGGACGGGACCAGGACGAGUCCGGAGGCCACGUGGAGCUGAUUGGUUCUCCUGUUCUGCUGUGUCCCGGUCCUGUGGGGGGAUUGGCUGCUGGUCCCGGCGGAGGGGCGGAGCUUAGCAGAGCAGUGGGAGUCAGAGAGGCUGCUGGUUUACUACACGACAGGACUCGUGGACAGCGUCUAUCUGUCUGUGGUCAAGUGGGUUCAGUCUGCCCUCUGCUGGUUGUAGCAGGAACGACCUUCUUCUGCUUCUCGCUGACAGACGCCUCCCACAGUCUACCUGUCCUCGUAAAGGACAGCAGCAGGCUGUGGUGGACUCAGUGUGUGUGUGUUGGUCAGAGUGUGUGUGUGACGGCAUUGCGUGUGUGUGUCCUACGAGGCUGGAGAGGAAACAACAUCCUGUGUGUGAGCAGCCAGUCUGAAUUACACACCAACUACACACACGUACAGGUACACACACAGACUGACUCACAGUUGGACGCGCCCCCACCGAAGGUGAUGUCACACAUUGGUGAUGACUGCGAGGAGGCGGAGACUGAGAUAGACACCGUCCAAUCAGCUGUCAGGAUGAAACGGUCCAAAGUCAUAAGUUACCAGGGUACUGUGACUGAUGUCGUGAGUGAGGGGGCAGGGCUAUAUGUGAUUGACAGGAAGGUGGGUCUGUGCCUGGCCUAUCAGCCGAGUCUGAGGAGGACACUGAGAGCAGGAGACUCUGUGGAGCUCCAUCACGUCCACUUCCUGUACCGGCCCUGUCCCGACUUUCCUCCCAGCAUGCUCUGCACCUGUCUGCGCUCCAGCCUCAGGGUCACCGCCUUCAGCAGGCUGGGGGGGUCAUCGCUUGACUCCGGCUGCCCCGGUGAUGGAGCGUUACCACGGUUACUGCUGGAGAAAAACAUGGACCUGUCUGCGUACCUGUGGACCUGUCACCUGAGCUCACAGCUCACACACAGUCUGUUUCCCAGUGUAUUAAAGGAGCAGUGUGUGUGUGUGUUGUCCUGGAAGCUAAUGGAGUGUGUGUGGAGAGGACGAGGACGAGGACGAGGAAGGAGGGAUAUCUAUUCAGAGAUGUUGGACAAGCCUCACACCUGUCCUCUGACACAGUACAGUGUUGACCCCGCGGUGCAUCAGUACAUCAGUGUCUCAGAGCUCAGUCAGUCUCUGCAGUCAGACUGCUGGUCUUCAGUCUCUCUGAGCUCUCUACUGCCUCCUGGUGGAUCCAGUCUGACCAGAUCUCAGAUCAACACGGCCCUGGCCUGGUCCUGCAGGACUCUGACGUCUGACCCCCAGAACAACCCCCAGGCUGGAGACAGACUCAGGCAGCGCCCCCUGCUGUUGGUCGGGAUGUUGGAGCUGCCAUCACACUCUGAACACACUCUGCAGCUGAGAGACGGGACAGGAGCUGUGGCCUGCGUCGUCACCGAAACCAGCGAAGAAGAGGAGGGAGGUCAGAGGGCGGCCUUCAACACUGCCUGGAUCGGUUGCCUGGUGUGUGUCCAGCAGUUCACCAUGGUAACAGAGAGAUUCAUCCAAUCAGAAUUUCCCUCCUACCAACACCUGGACCAGGACAAGUACAUCACACACAAACACUACAGGGUUUACCUGCAGUUUUGUCUGAACCACCUCCACAUCCUGAGUCCGUCUGUUGCCAUGGUUACACACCUGCGACAGAGGGGGGAGGAGUCAGGAGGUGAUGUCACAGGGAGGAAAGAAAUGGAGGAAGGUCAGACUGCAGGGAGGAAGAGAGGAAGAGAGGAAGAGGAACCAGACUCCUCCCACUCUGCAUCCUCCUCUGUCACCAUGACGACUGACCCUGUGGGUGGCGUCUCCUUGCCUUGCGUCUCCUUGGUGAUUAGGGUGGAGAACAAGGAGGGCGUGGCCUGGAGGAAUAUUGGGGCGGAGUUAAAUCGGAGGGAUGCGGGGCUGAUUCUGUGCUUCUCUGUCAGAGCUGCUGUGAUUGGUCCAGCGGUCACCUGGGGGCGGGACCCGAAGAACAGACCAAUGACAGACAGAGAGACAGGCACAGAGAAAGACAACAAGGUAGACCUGGUGUUCUCAGGUGUGUCAGCUCGCUGGUUUCCUGUCCUACAACCUGGAUCUUUCUACAGAAUCGUCGCUGCCAACACACAGGAUCCCAGUGUUUUGAUUGGCUGUGGUGUUCCUGGGCAGAGCAGGGUGGAGCUCCACACUGAUUCCACCCUUCAGGUCCGGUCUGAUUGGAGGUUCCACACUCUCACCCGCCCACUUCUGCUGCACACCUACAGACAGGCUCACUCGCCCACAGUCCUGACGGUCUCGGAGGUGUUGGACUGCAGGUCUGAGUUGGUGUGUUUUCGGGCUCUGGUGUCCGACAGGAUCAGUCUAAACGACAGGAUGAGUGACUCUACAGACACACACACAGGUGUGCGUCUCACAGUAUGUGACAGAUCUGGGAGGAGUCUCCAUGUGUACCUGGACUUGAGCCACACCCCUUAUCCACCUGGUCUGUUGCCUGGCAACACACUGCUGCUCUCUGCUUUCCACAGGAGGAUGUCCAGGACAGGGAGUGUGUACUGCAGUUAUUUACCUGUCAGCUCAAUAACUGUCAUCUCUCUGGGAGAUACGAGUUGUGCUCGACCUGCUCCUGCUCCCAUGAUGCAUCUGGGUGUGUGGGCGGGGAGCAGGGAGCACAGGUGUGUUGUGGGUCAGGUGAAAGGUCACGUGGUGUGUUUCCUGUUCCUGGAGCUGCAGUGGAGCUGCUCGCUGUGUGGGAGCCUCUACGUACAGUCUUGUUCCAGUUCUCAGUGUCUUUCAGCCUCGGCGGUCUUUCAGUCCAAAGCAAAAGUGGUGAUUGAUGACGGGACAGGUGAGGCUCACGUCUGGUUCUCAGGUUCUCUGGUUCGUCCUCUGCUGGGGUUGGCUGAUUCUCAGUGGGAGGGGCUUCAGAGAGCGCUCAGGGUCAGAGGCAACAUCAGAGUCUACGCCCAGGGGCGGAGCUUGGUGUGUGACUCGGAUGACGCUCUCCUCCACUUCCUGUUGUGUGUGUGCAGCAGUGAUGCAGUGUGUCGUCAGCUCUCUCUCACCUGCAGGAAACACAGCAACCAGAGAUCAGAAGAGGUGAAGAGGUUCAGCCGAGGAGACAGAGACUUCAUGACCAGGAUGACUCAUCCUCUACAGCUCACCUGUCUGCACAUCAGCACUGACUGACCUCACCUGUACACAUCAGCACUGACUGACCUCACCUGUCUGCACAGCAACACUGACUGACCUCACCUGUAAACAUCAACGAUGACUGACCUCACCUGUAAACAUCAGCACUGACUGACCUCACCUGUUUAAUAAUCAGUCACAGUAAUAUUCAGAUUUUGAUUUUGUUCUAUUUCUGUUAAUUUAGUUUUUUAUGUAAAUGAUUAAAUCUUAAUGUUUUUCUUGUGAAGUCUGUUAAUUUUACACACCAGCCACCUUUUGUCAUGGCAACACAACAGUCCACACAUACCUGACAGUCACACCUGAGCCAGGUAAAAAACCAAACACAAAACAGACAAAGGCAGCAGCAGAUAUCACCUGUGUUUUUAUCAUUUCAGUGUCAAUUAUUGAGGAAACAAUGAACUGAGAGAACAUCAGUGAAGUUAAUCCUGAAUGAAGAAAACCUCGGAACAGUCUGGACUCUGUGAAACAUCAACAAACCAGAUUCAGUCAUGAACAGUCGAACUGUGUUUCCUGACUUCAGUUUUAUUUAUUCAGCACCGAAUCACAGCCAAAUAAAUAACAGGAAGUGUUUGUCGACAUCAGCAGUAACAGUGUGAACAUGUCUGUGCUGCCAUGUGAUGACAGUCUGCUCAUCACUGUGUUACUGCAGAGGCAGAGAAAUGUAAUUCAGACAUUUGACAGUUUGACAGACAUGUCGUCUCACUCACAUCACGCCUGAUUUUGUUUCUAAUAUUCCUGCAUAUACAGCAGGUGAAACUAAUGAAUACAGAUGUUGUUCUUCUCUUUAUAGAAACCACAGUCAGACAUGAACACACAGCUGUUAUUGACCACUGAGAUCUCUGUUCAUGUGUCUGCACAGUGAAGAUUUAAACAGCAUAUCAGCCGUCCAUAUAUACCAAUUAUACCAUAAUUUGGCUUAACUGGUGUUCUGGCCGACACACCGGGGGGAACCCAGUGACAAACACAGAACUGGUGCCCAGACAGCACAUUCGUAUCUUCACUGCAUGGACACUUCAUAGUGAGCUCAGACCUUCGAUAUAUCACAGAGAUCAGGGAAUACACAGCUACAGCAGAGCGUGAAGAGUCAUUCACAGGGGCUAUUCUUUGGGUUUCAGGAAAAUUAAGAUUGCUAUUGAAGUGUCUAACCUGUAGAAGGCAAUAAAAUGUUUAGAUGGUACGCCACAUUUAGCUUUGAGUUGUUCAAAUAAUAAUUUUUCAGCCUCAAACAAAUCACUAACAAUCCUGAUGCCGUGAUCGUACCAGCACAGAAAUAUGUUCGUACCCAGUCCAGGGGAAAGGCUUUGGUUUGUAUAAUGGGGUGCAGGGCUGUUGACCCCUCCUUUGAGUGAACUUCACAAUCUUCUCCCAGGUUUUGGGAGAUAUUCAACCAGCUUCCUGUUGUGUGCUGCAAACCACCGUCUGACCAGAUGUGAGCGGUGAAAACAGACAUUAUCCCACACAGCAACAUACUUGUUGAGUUGGCCUCCACCCCCCUCAUUCUCAGGGACUAUGUCCCUGUAAAGUCAGCAGAUGCUGUGUAUUAUAUGAACCGAGAAGGGGGGUGUGGGUGAGGACGCCAUCGUCUGAGAUGGCUGCACACAGUAACGUUCCCUCGGCGUUGGCCGGGACAUCAGUGGUUGCUCUCUGUCCAGUGUAAUUUCUUCCACGCCUUCCACCUUUGGCCAGAUUGAAACCCGCCUCAUCAACGUGUAUGAAUGUGUGCAGCGGUUCCCUGGCUUCCAGCUCCAGUACACGCCUUAGAGAGCGGUGCCUAUGUGGUGCAGAGUAAAAUUAAAAUGUGAAGUAAACAGAAGAUACUAUGAGAUGUUGGAUUACUGACACCUGUUCUCCCUACGAAAUGUCUGAAUGAUUGAAUCCA
This is a messenger RNA of Chelmon rostratus (copperband butterflyfish), 5729 nucleotides long. RefSeq names its product CTS telomere maintenance complex component 1 (gene ctc1). The record is from RefSeq and is a predicted model, not a curated record. Gene Ontology annotation, biological process: positive regulation of DNA replication; telomere maintenance via telomere lengthening. Gene Ontology annotation, cellular component: CST complex. The transcript has 25 exons. The coding region runs from base 122 to 3847 and encodes 1241 amino acids. Gene Ontology annotation, molecular function: single-stranded DNA binding; telomeric repeat DNA binding. NCBI's taxonomy places the organism in Eukaryota, Metazoa, Chordata, Actinopteri, Chaetodontiformes, Chaetodontidae.